AUGGCCACCUACAGCCCCGGCGUGCUCGUCGGCAACUGGAGCGAGGAGGCGCGGCUGGAGGAGGAACGCUUGAGGGAAUUUCUGCAUAAAAGAGAACGAGGAGAGCUUUUAAUACAGAAAAUAAACAAACUUCAAGAUAAUCUUUUAAAGAAGAGACAGCUCUCAGUAUCUAAGGAUGGAUAUGUUCAUUUCGGAGACACUGUGAUGCUUCUGAACCCAGGCAGCAAAUCUGCAGUGGAUAAUUCCUCUGGCGUUUGUGACGGUCUGACUUUGGCAAUUAAUCUGGAUGAAACAUCCCUAUAUUCAGCUGAAUCCUUGCAAGCCCCACAUGGAGUUAGUGCAGUCAAGAGUGUGAAUCCUAUGAGUCGAAAUACUUUUUGUAUUCUAAGCCUUGAUGGAGGUGCAGUGGGUGAACCGAUUAGGUUUGGGCAAAGCUUUGGUCUUGGGACAACAGGAGGGUUUUCUGACCAAAUGUUUUAUCUAGCAAGUGACCAUAAAUCAUUUCUAAGAUUUGCUAAAAAAUCCUACCUUCAGCAAGUAUUUUUGACAGAUGUGCUUUCCUAUUUGACUUGCUGGCAAGCUGCCUUCUUGGAUCCACAGCUGCGUCUGGAAUAUGAAGGAUUUCCAGUUCCUGCAAACUCUACAGUGAUUAUUACUCACUGCCACACUAAUCGGAGCUUAGCCGUUCCAAGGAUCUUUUGGACAAGGUCCUAUUUUGGAAAAGAAUAUGAAGUCAUUUGUCAUACUUAUUUGGACUCCCACAAAGCUGAAGAAGAUAAGAAUUACUGGGAAAUAGUUACAGGAAAUCCCAGCAAUGAGGAUGGUACAAUGAUUGACAGACCCAGCCCUCUCCCAGAGGGGAUUGAAAGGAAUGAGUUUCCUAAAGAGACAUAG
Messenger RNA from Colius striatus (speckled mousebird), 894 nucleotides. RefSeq names its product cilia and flagella associated protein 161 (gene CFAP161). Lineage: Eukaryota; Metazoa; Chordata; Aves; Coliiformes; Coliidae. The transcript has 7 exons. Bases 1 to 894 code for a protein of 297 amino acids. Gene Ontology annotation, biological process: cilium assembly. The record is from RefSeq and is a predicted model, not a curated record. Gene Ontology annotation, cellular component: motile cilium.